AUGUUUGCUGGAAACUCUCUUUGGGGUAAGUGGAUCAGAACUAAUCUUCUCAAGGAAGUUAGUGAGAAAACGCAAGCAGGCUCUUGGAUAUGGAGGAAAAUGCUCAAAUUGAGAUAUGUAGCCAUGACAUUUCAUAUGAAGGCUGUGCGAAAUGGGAGACAUAUCUCUUUCUGGUUUGAUCGGUGGUCUGAGCUUGGGGUGAUGCCUGAGUUACUCAGUGAGAGAGGUAUACUCGAAAUGGGAAUCCGAAGGGAGGCUACUUUGGAGGAAGCCUUAUGUAAUCAAAGGAGAAAGAAAAGACACAGACGGCAUAUCUUAAACGACAUUGAAAAGGAUAUGGGCAUUGUUAAAGAAAAGCUGAGGUCUGGAACGGAGAAUGUCGAUUUGUGGAGAUGGAAGUCUGGUUAUAAAACCAACUUUUCAAUCACUGAGACAUGGCAGCAGACACGAGAAGUAGGGUCGCUUUGUACCUGGGGAAGAGUAUCUGGUUUUCUCAGGCUUCAACAAAGUUUGCCUUCAUGA
Messenger RNA from Brassica napus (rape), 522 nucleotides. RefSeq lists its product as uncharacterized. The record is from RefSeq and is a predicted model, not a curated record. The transcript has a single exon. NCBI's taxonomy places the organism in Eukaryota, Viridiplantae, Streptophyta, Magnoliopsida, Brassicales, Brassicaceae. Bases 1 to 522 code for a protein of 173 amino acids.